AUGCACUUACUGGCAAAAACAAAUUGCGAUUUCGAUAAUCAAAUAACAGUGCAAUCAACUCCAUAUAGUGAUAAUUUAUCCAAAAUAAUUGAUGAGCAAUGUAAUAACGAUCAUGAAAAUAUUAAUCCAUCUUUAGCUGUGACAAAUUUUUCUGAAACUGAACAAAACAUGCCAAAGGUUGAAUACAACAAAGAAAAUUCGCCUACUAAACUGAAUGAAACGUUAGAAGUUAAAUCUGAUAUGUUAGGAGUACAUAAGCGUUCUCGAGAACAUAUUCUUACUUCAGAAAAUCCUGAGCAUACGUUGGAAAACACCGCCUCACAGGUCGAUAAUGAUAUUAAUUUGCCUGUUCCGAAAAGUGACGUAACUGGCCUUACUCCUAGAUUCAAAGUCACCAGAUUUAAUUCUAUAAAACAUAAUGUACGGAGACGAAGA
This is a messenger RNA of Dentiscutata erythropus, 435 nucleotides long. NCBI's taxonomy places the organism in Eukaryota, Fungi, Glomeromycota, Glomeromycetes, Diversisporales, Gigasporaceae. The record is from the annotation of a GenBank genome assembly.